CAGAGGGAGGGGGAGAAGAGAGCUGAGGAGCCAGGAGAAGUUGGUGGGGCUGUGUGUGUCUGUGUGAGGUGCACACCCGCAUAAUGUAUGAUGCUGCAGUCGGCAGAAUGUAAAGCCUCCUUCCACGGAAUGAUUGAGGCUCAGGCAUUGUUCUCUCUCUCUCUCCUCUCUCCCUCUCUCCCUCCCUUCCCUCCUCUCUCUCUAUCUCUGUCUAUUCCUCCCUCCUUUCUUUCUCCUCUCUCCCUCCCUUCCUCUCUCUCUCUUCUUUCCCUCAUUCUCUGCCUUCUCCCCUUCCCCCUCCUCCCUUUCUCUCCUCCCCUCUCCCCCCUCCCCUCCCAACCAGGAAGGAGGAAAAUGCAUUGAGUCUUCACUGGUGCUGUGGGACUGUACAUCAGGUUGAACAGAAGUGGAUAAGCACCUGCCUCUGGGUGAGAUGAUCUGCUGCCUGCUCCUGGUCAUCUUAGGGUUUAUGCCAUGGGGAGCUUCGCAUUUGUCUACAUGCCAAUCACCCUGAUGGGGAACAAGUGUUGAGGUAUGUGGGUAUGUAGGGCUGAGUAUAGUGUGUGGUGUAGUAUGUGUGUAUCUGUUAGAUAUGUUGGAUAUUAUAUACUGUGUGUGUAUUAGAUGUGUUGUAUAUUAUAAGGUGUAUGUUUGUGUCUGUUGAGUGUGUUGUAUCUUGUGUUCUAUGUAUAUGUAGUGUAGAGUUUGCACCGUGUGUCACAUGUGGCAUGUAUGUGUAUGUGCAUUCCAAGCUGAACGCUCAUUUUGCUCCUGGGUUGGUGGCUGCCCUCUCUGGAUCCCAGCCCAGCUCCUUCAUAGUCAUCCCGGGGAGCUGGUACUCCAUUGUUCUCAGAACUCACACCCACUUCCUGCACUUGGCUCAUCUGAGUCUCUAUGCCCUCAGCCUCAGACACUUGCAUUCCUGCAGGCAAAUAGAAGACCCAGAGUCCGUGAGGCUCAAGGGCUGGUACUGCUGCUCUGGGCUUCAGGCUCGGCAGCCGAGCUCUCCCACACUCAGUCAUAGGCUGGGAACACAUGGUGCAUUUUGGAACGUUAUAGGACUGCAGCAGCAGCUGUAUCCCCAGAUAACUCUCCACAUGGUGGCAGAACCAUCCAUCUCCCUAUGCUGAUGGCUGCUGUAUUUCCACUUCCAGCCCUGACUCUAGAACCUUCCCCAAUGCCUCCCCAUUCUGCACCUCACUGAGGGUCCACAGGGCCUUAACCAUGGUCUCUCAAACAUGCAUCCACCUGACCCACAUCGACUCCUUUCUUGGUCUUUCCAUCUGAGCCCUAUCCCAGCAUCUCCUCACUCCCUAUAAUCUGUCCUGAUGCUAUCUAAUGCCUCAUCCCAGCACCUCCUCGCUCCCUAUAGACUGCCCUGAUGCUGUCUAAUGCCCUGUCAUGCCAUCUCCUGAGAGAGACCCUGAUUUGUCCUUAUCCCCUCCCCAGCUCCUGCCUGGCUGAGCCCUGAUCCGUCUCACCUGACUGUCAACCUGGCCCCCUCACCUCUACCUGUGCCUCUACUGACUUCCCUGGGAUCUGUGGGUCCCCUGAAGCCCUUUUAAGGCUGCAUAUUAGAGCAUGUUGCUCCUUUGCUUAGAACCAUUGGCGACUCCUGUGGCAAAAGACCCCUGGGCCUGUGAGACUCCCAGAGCUGUAACUGGGCUUUUCCCUGCUUACUCACUCAGCAGUGGUCACACAGUAUCUCUCCUGGAGCCAUAAUAUAAUGUGUCCAACACCCUUCCCUGGAAAGAAGCUGCUGUCACCACCCACUAGACUGACGGGGAAACUGAGACUUAGAUUUCCACAAUAGUAGUUUUAAAGGGGGCUGGAAAAAAUGGCUCAGCAGUUAAGAGCACCGGCUGUUCUUCCAGAGGACCCAGGUUCAAUUCCUAGUACCCAUACAACAGCUUACAACUGCCUGUAACUCCAGUCCAGGGGAUCUGAUGCCCUCCUAUAGCUUCUAGAGGUAUUAGGUACAUGGCCAUACAUUCAGGCAAAACACCAUGCACAUAGAAAAAUAAAAAGGAAAAAAUUAAAUAAUAUUAAAGAACAGACACAGAUCGCUUAUCAAGGUGAAGGCCAGGGACAUUUUAGGCUUCACUGUUUCUAUGCUCCUAACAACCCUGAGAAGCAGGUGUCCAUCCUUCCUGUGCGUGGGUGGGUGUGCUGAGGCUCAGGGAUGCUGUAGACUCAGGCUCAGCAGCUGAGCCCUCGGUUUUCUCGGUAGAGAGCUUGGCAGCAUAUAAGGUCCCCUCCACCUUCCACAGUGGGCUGUUUCCUGCAUCCACACAGGAGAGGAAGCUUCAUGGUGGCACCACUCACUGUUAUUGCUGGGAAUGGCAGAAUACCAUGCACACUCCAUGACCUGCCCCAGUGCAGUAUCCAUGCUACACAGCACCAGGUCUCUGAAUGCAGUGUCCUGGGCAGGUAUCUAUAGGAUCCAGAGCCAGUAUGUAGUCCAGCCCAACCCAUGGCUGCCUCUCAGAGCUGCCUCUUCCUACCCCUCCAGGCCUGCCGGGCAUCACAGGAAACACCGGCAAGAUGGAUGGCCCCAGCAAUGUCUCACUGGUUCAUGGUGAUACCACUCUGGGCCUGCCAGAGUACAAGGUGGUCUCAGUCUUCCUAGUGCUCCUGGUGUGCACCACAGGCAUUGUAGGCAAUGCCAUGGUGGUCCUGGUGGUCCUGACCUCACGAGACAUGCACACGCCCACCAACUGCUACCUGGUCAGCUUAGCUCUAGCUGACUUAAUUGUGCUGGUGGCCGCGGGGCUGCCCAAUGUCUCUGACAGCUUGGUGGGGCGCUGGAUCUACGGACAUGCUGGCUGCUUGGGUAUCACCUACUUCCAGUAUCUAGGCAUCAAUGUCUCCUCCUGCUCCAUCCUGGCAUUUACUGUGGAGAGGUACAUCGCCAUUUGCCACCCAAUGAAAGCACAGACUGUGUGCACUGUGGCCCGGGCUAAACGGAUCAUCGCAGGCAUUUGGGGGGUCACAUCCCUCUAUUGCCUACUCUGGUUCUUCUUGGUGGAUCUCAAUGUCCAUGACAAUCAGCGCCUGGAAUGUGGCUACAAGGUGUCCCGAGGCCUCUACCUGCCCAUCUACCUGCUGGACUUCACCAUCUUCUUCAUCGCACCCUUGCUGGUGACCAUGGUGCUCUAUGGGUUCAUUGGAAGGAUUUUAUUUCAGAGCCCAUUGUCUCAGGAGGCCUGGCAAAAGGCGAGACAACCCAAUGGGCAGGGCGAGGGUGCACCAGGCAGCUGCUCUAGGUCCAAGGGCUCCAUGUCCUCCAGGAAGCAGGCCACCAGGAUGCUGGCAGUGGUAGUGUUGCUUUUUGCAGUGCUGUGGACCCCCUACCGCACACUGGUGUUACUCAACUCUUUCCUGGCCCAGCCUUUCCUGGACCCCUGGGUCCUGCUGUUCUGCCGCACCUGUGUCUACACCAACAGUGCCAUCAACCCUGUCAUCUACAGCCUUAUGUCCCAGAAGUUCCGGGCAGCCUUCCUAAAGUUGUGCUGGUGCGAGGCAGCCAGGCCACAGGGGCGUGCAGCAUGCACCACCGCCAGCAGCCACAGUGCUGUCCAGGAGACCCCAGUGGGAACUGAGAAGCUGCAGCUGGGCUCCAGUGAGGCCUCAGGUCCCACAGCAGCCGGGUCCCUGCAUUGCCAGCAAGAGCCCCACUUCAGUGUGCUCUGAGGAGCCCUGCCUGGCCCCUGACUCCACUCCCUGUGUUGACUUGCUAGCUGGUCUGGUUGAUAUCUGCUCUGAGCGCUGGUGGAUUGCCAGGAGAGGGACAGACAGCUUAUUGCUUAUGGGUCACCAGAGGUCCCUUUACCAUGAAGGAAGACACUGGAAUGGUCUCAGCUGGAUCCUGUGUGGGUAGUUCUCUACUCUGAAGUGAUCCCAGUGGGAACAGAGAGGAAAGUGGAGGCCCAGUCUUCACCCCCCUGUAUGAUCAAAACCUUUCGUUUAUUUCCACUCAUUACUUUAAGCAUCUUUUGGGGGGUUCUUAUUGAAGUACUGUGCUUCCAGGUUUUGAUCACAUCUGUCCCUUGUCACUGAACCCAUGCGCACAGGUUUCAAAUGUGGUCAUUGGACAGUGGGGGUUACAUAGAAUGGGCGUCCAGCCAGUCACACUGGCACCCAGGGCUGCUCCAUGACGUUCACCACUGGCCCCAGCACCCCUUCCAGUCUUCCAUUACGGUGGGCAGCCCUGUAAGAGAGUGCACCAAGCAAGCUCACCCACCACAGAUGGUCUUGAAGGAGACCAUUUGUCUUCCCAACCAGCACCAAGAAGCUGCCUCUACCUCCUUGGCCCCAAAUGUGCAAGCCCGGCCCUCCGGACCCACUGUGCCAGUGGCUGUCCUGCAUGCUGUCUUUGCUUGGAGGCAUGCUGCAGACUCAAGAGAUGUCAGGAAAAGCUGCUUCUGGGAGCCAGCCCCAUCACUGCCUGCAGGACUGCUGGCUGAGUCUGAGGACAGUCGGCCUCCGUGUCCCAUACUGUAAAUGGGGUCAGUGACCCUACCUUGGUCCUGGGACCUCAAAACUGAGGGACACUGUAGCAAACAUGUUUCAACGAGCAGGAGUGGGCCACUCAGGGACUGGAGACCUCAGGAAGGCAGGAAUUGG
This is a messenger RNA of Peromyscus californicus insignis, 4626 nucleotides long. Its product is annotated as thyrotropin-releasing hormone receptor-like. Lineage: Eukaryota; Metazoa; Chordata; Mammalia; Rodentia; Cricetidae. Gene Ontology annotation, cellular component: membrane. The record is from RefSeq and is a predicted model, not a curated record. Gene Ontology annotation, molecular function: thyrotropin-releasing hormone receptor activity. The transcript is spliced from 4 exons. Bases 2545 to 3693 code for a protein of 382 amino acids. Gene Ontology annotation, biological process: phospholipase C-activating G protein-coupled receptor signaling pathway.